AUGCGUAUGCAUCAUGUCGCGGACGUUAAUUGCAUUCGGGCGGACGACGCCGAUCCAUUAUUUACGAGGGCGACGCAAAACUGCAAAACGACGAUACAAAACGAGCAGUGCGGGCCGACGGCGGCGCGGUCGACGACACGGGCGCGAUGCGGACACGACACGACGCGACGCUCUCCCGACCCCCCGGAAUAUGACGUCCGCCCCGACGCCGGCCGCCCCGACGCCAAAUUGCCAGGCCCUUCCCGUGCCUGCCCUCUACUCCCUGCACACAAUUACGUCUGCUUCAUUACCUACAUACAUAUGAGCAUA
Iphiclides podalirius (scarce swallowtail) is the source of this 309-nucleotide messenger RNA. The record is from the annotation of a GenBank genome assembly. NCBI's taxonomy places the organism in Eukaryota, Metazoa, Arthropoda, Insecta, Lepidoptera, Papilionidae.